Messenger RNA from Oldenlandia corymbosa var. corymbosa, 1022 nucleotides. Lineage: Eukaryota; Viridiplantae; Streptophyta; Magnoliopsida; Gentianales; Rubiaceae. The record is from the annotation of a GenBank genome assembly.
AAUUGAGUCUUUGAACUGCGUACUACUAUAUUUCAAAUUUUGGUUUUUGGGAGACAAUGUCUUCUGGGGGAGAAGUAGCCGAACAUGUUAAAUCAGCAGCCCAAGAUCUUCCUCCGGCACAAAGUUAUCCAUGGCUUUUGAUAUCUGAUGGUAAACAGUGCGAAAAACACUAUUUUUUCAGUGUCACGGAGAACCAAUGCUAUAAGAGAGAGAUUUGUUGGUUGCGCAACCAAAUUAUUUUUUGUAGUAGUCAUGGCUGGAUUGUGUCACAAGACAAGGAUACGAAGAUUUGCUAUCUUUCUAAUCCUGUUUCCACCCAAAGCCUUGAGCUUCCACCAUGCUCCAAAUCAAUCAGGAGGGUUUUCCUUUCUAAAUCGCCUGGUGAUCCUGAUUGCUUUAUCUUCAUCUUUGGAUAUGAUCAGGGGAAUAUCGAGUUUUGCAAGUUGGGCGACCAGAAAUUCGUGGAACAGAAUACCACGUUGGGAGACCGCCAUCUUUCGGAACUUAUAGUUUUCAAAGGAAAAAUAUAUGGCUUAAUGUCAUGUUUUCGCUGUUUUGCCUUGGUAACUGUUGACAUAGUAGGAUCAACCCUGCAAAUCAAACCAUUGAUCAAGGACGGUUUACCCUUCCAAAUAAGGUGCCCGUUGCCUCCAGAAAACAACGCUUACGAUACUUAUAUGAUUAAUUCACACGAUGGUGAAGAAGUUUUAUUUGUUUUCAAAAUCUACUCGGCGUCUUUAGAUUAUCAAGUUUCAGAGUUCAAGGUUUUCCGCUUAGAUUUCGACAACAUGAUCAGUGAAGAGUUGGAAGACAUAGGAGGGGAACGUGCGAUUUUCGUGUGUCACUUCUAUGGAAUGCCAUGCUCCAGAUCCGAACCAGGAAUAAAGGCUAACUCUAUUUACUAUGUUGAAGGGAAUGAUAACAGACUCUAUGUGCACAACCUGGAAAAUAAAAGCAGGUUGUUGAAGCUCCCAUGUCCAAUUGCCACACAUGAUGCAUGGUUAUCUUGGGUUAUGAUAUAG